Sabethes cyaneus is the source of this 2466-nucleotide messenger RNA. RefSeq names its product zinc finger protein 808-like. Gene Ontology annotation, molecular function: DNA-binding transcription factor activity; RNA polymerase II cis-regulatory region sequence-specific DNA binding; zinc ion binding. Gene Ontology annotation, cellular component: nucleus. The transcript is spliced from 4 exons. The record is from RefSeq and is a predicted model, not a curated record. Gene Ontology annotation, biological process: regulation of transcription by RNA polymerase II. The coding region runs from base 69 to 1775 and encodes 568 amino acids. Lineage: Eukaryota; Metazoa; Arthropoda; Insecta; Diptera; Culicidae.
GCUAUAACAUUGAACAAGCCAGUUUGUUUUUUGGGUGUUUAUUGGACAUAAUUCAAAUUUAAACCACUAUGGAGGACCGGAAAGAUUUUACAAAGUUGUGUAGAUUGUGCUUGAAGGAGUCUGAUCGUUCGGAUUGCAUACUGGGAACAGGUGAUAACAAUGCCAUGGUCCUGCGAAUAAUGUUCAGUGUUUCAUUGGAGAUUCAUCCAAAUGAUAGCUUACCGAAGAUGAUUUGCUCUCAAUGCCAGUAUCAAUUAGAAAAGACGUAUGUUUUCCGCAGUAAAUGUCGCGAUAACAAUACUAAACUUAGGAGACAUUUAAAGCUUAUAGCCACCGGUAAAGCAAGUUCCUUGUUGGACGAUAUAGAUGAGGAGGAUGACGAAGAUGAGUUUGGACAAAGUUUGCAAUUCAUACGGACGUAUGAGCAGAAUAUUGAAUUGAAAAAACUGCGUGAAUGGGAUGCAAGAGAAGCCGCAUUGAGAGAAGAAUUUCAAAUCGAAAAAAAUGCUAUCUUAGAGGCAGUAAAAAAGAAACAUCCUGUUCGGCAAAUGUUAGAUGCCAGUACUAAUACGGAAAGUAUUGAAAAUAACGGUUCGAGUAUAAAUGCCGACAAUAGUGAGAUACUGGAGAAUCUUCGAGGCACGGAAGAGCAUGUUGAUGCAUCUGAAAUUAGCAUUGCCCCUCAAGAUUCCGCGUCUAAUUCAAAUUCCAUUGAAAUUAGCUUAAAUACUGACUUAACAGAAGAAAUGCAAUCUAAAAAUGAGGAACAUGUUCAAUAUUUGGAGGAAGAAGAAGAAGAAGCAGAAUUAAUGGAAGUGGAGGAUGUCGAUGACGAGGUGGUUUCUGGUUUUAAGCAAGAAUUACAGUCAAAUACUGAUGUUGCUACGUUGCAUGAGUUUGCGGGCGGUGAUCGAUUUGUUAUUACGAAUGUAUCCGAUUCAGAAACAUAUGUACUAGAAUCAGAGUUGGCACAAGAGGAGCAAAAUCUGUAUGGAAAUGAUUCCGAUGAAGAUUUGGAAGCAGUUACUAAUGCAGUAAAAGCAGAGCUGGCAGAACAACCUGGAUUUAAUAUAGGUGAAAAUUGUGUUAUGAAGGUCGAAAAAGAUCGGGACCUGACCAAAGUUGAAGUCCGGGCAAAUGACGGAUCGAUUAUUUGCAUGGAAUUCAGUACGGAACCAGCACAAAAGUCACCGACAAACUCUCUUACUGCGGAAGUGCAGAGUGUGUUCAAGUGCUCGUAUUGUAGGCUUACCUUCAAGGACCUUAACCUGUUGCAGAGUCACACUGAAACAGCGCAUUCAAAAAUGUCAAAGGGACAUAGUUGUGAUAUCUGCGAAAAAUGGUGCCCCACUAAAAGUUCAUUUGAGCGUCAUUUUCGAAUACAUACAGGAGAGAAGCCAUUUCUCUGUGGAGAGUGUGGUAGAGGAUUUGUUCAAAAGGAAGUUUUGAAACGUCACACGUUGGUGCAUACGAACGAAAGACCGUUCUCCUGUGAUCAUUGUCCGAAGCGCUACAAUCAGAAGGAUCAACUUUUACACCAUAUCAACGCCUUUCAUACGGAGAAUCCGAUUGUAACGAUACGCAAAUGCGGCAUAUGCGCCAAAGAGUUCAAGUAUGCUUCGGGGUUGAGCCGACAUCUGGCAACGCACUAUGGUCGUACAUUUCCUUGCUUCUGCGGCCGCGUGUUUAACGAUAAAAGUGCGUUAAAGCGUCACGAAAUUACGAUUCAUGGCAAAAGUGGUAGCAAAAAUGGUAAGGAAAAAACUGGCAAUUAGUAUUGUUGGUUUAUGCUAUGGUGAUAUCACAGAACAAAAGUGGAAGCUGAAAUCUAAACACCUACACGCCACCUUCUAUAGAUACAAAAGCAAAGCAGAGCCUAGGUGCUACAUUCCGUUUUUCGAAACUUGACCUUCUGUUUUUAUUCGACAGACUUCGCAGCCAGCUGUGAGACGACUGGCUUACUUUCUACAGAUACAGGACGUUUUUUCCAAAACACGAACGCACAGGAAUGCAUAUAAAGGCAUGACACGAUGACGGAGUUCCACGAUUUCUUUUACUCUCAUGCAGUUCGCAUAUGGUGUAUGAGUGCAAAUCUGUGCAUUUUUGGCAAUACCGUAACUUCGCCAAUGCGAAAUGCUGUUGUUCCUUUCUAUGCGAAUAGCUUCCCAAAUCGAAAGAGACUGUUACAACUCUUGAUCGCCGCAUCGUUCGAACUUCCACUUUUGUUCUGUGGUGAUAUGUUCAUGCAUACAUCAUCGCUAGUUUUAGUUUUGGUUUUAUCACAAUUAUUUAAGAAUAUAAAUAUGUAUUCAUCAACUGUAACAAUCCUAUAAAGUUAGUUACCUACUUGGUAUACGUUAAGGUCGAAUGAAAGAAAGUCAAUAGUUUUCAUGACGAUUGGUUGCAGUGGUUUAGUAGCUAGUUAUGCAUUGUAAAGCCAUUUAAUUUUAUUUGUAAAAAUAAAUA